GUUCACGACUCACGCGUGUAGAGAUCCAGUGGUCCCUUUAUUUUUGAAACCGAUAAAGAAGUGGGAAACAAAUUCCUCCGUCACAUACGGCCAAAGGCGGAGGAGAUACUACUGGUCGGAAGUCUCUGAUAAACGGAAAUGGUUAACUCAAAAAACAACUCUUCUACCGACAGCGAAAACUCCUCCGGUGACGUUCCCGACUCUAAACCUAGUCUCUACUUUGAAGGCGAGAAGGUUCUCGCUUAUCAUGGCCCUCGCAUCUACGAAGCAAAGGUCCAAAAAGCAGAGCUGCGGAAGAACGAAUGGAGAUACUUCGUUCAUUACCUUGGCUGGAACAAAAAUUGGGAUGAAUGGGUAGGAGCUGACCGCUUGAUGAAGCACACGGAAGACAACGUCUUGAAGCAGCAAGCCCUGGACAAGAAGCAGGGCAUGGAGAAAAGUACUAAAUCUGGACGUUCAGCACCGGCAAAACCCAAAAGCUCAGCUGAUGUUAAACUGGACAAGGAAGAAACUAAGAGCAAUGUUCCAAAAGGGAAAAAGCGCAAAACUGACUCAGGCGCUGAGAAGGGCAAUGUAUCUGUAGAGAAACUUGUGAAGAUUCAGAUUCCAUCUACUUUGAAGAAGCAACUAGUUGAUGAUUGGGAGUUCAUCAUGCACCAGAAUAAGCUUGUGAAGCUCCCACGAUCGCCCACUGUGGAUGAUAUAUUGACCAAGUACCUUGAAUACCGAUCCAAAAAGGACGGGAUGAUGACUGAUUCAGUUGGGGAGAUACUGAAUGGAAUUCGAUGCUAUUUUGACAAAGCACUGCCUGCACUUUUAUUGUACAAGAAGGAGCGCCAACAGUAUCAUGAAGCAGUUUCAGAUAAUGUCUCUCCAUCUAGUGUAUAUGGUGCUGAACAUCUAUUGCGCCUUUUUGUAAAAUUACCCGAGUUGAUUGCAUAUGCAAAAAUUGACGAGGAGUCAUUAACGAAGUUGCAACAGAAAUUUCUAGACUUUCUCAAGUUUUUGCAGAAAAACCAGGGUACUUUCUUCCUAUCUGCUUAUGAUGGUCCUAAAGCCUCUGAAGGAAAUGGCAAGGAUAAAGAAAGCUGAGCAGUCUACCAAUUUAGCUAGAAUUAGAAUGAGUCGCAUCAGAAGCAUUGGCGGUAUUUCUUGAACAUGGUAUUUCUUGAACAUGCCAAUAUGCCUACUGGUGAUGCCCACAAUUAUAGGGCAAACUCUUUGUUGUUGUGUGCUGUGAUCUGUAUCAGUAGAUCAUUUUUUAUUCCUGGAGAACUAUUCAUUUGCAACUUAUAUAGUCAGGUGAUCAACUUUCGAUAGGAGAGUUCUGCCUGUUACAAUAGUUUAUUGAUUGUUGUUAAAUUGCAUGCACCUAUAGAGUUUAGUGCCACAAAAAAUCUAGAUGAUCGUGAACUCCUGUACCUCAGUUACAAAGUUUAGCAGCCUCUGUACCACUUAGCUUCACCAUAGCGUAGGUGCUGGAAGGGUUUUAUUGCUGUUUUACACUCAGAUUGGACUCAUCAACUUGGCUCUGAUGACUACAUCUGAUACUCUUGAAGGACUAUUAUUUUGCUGUUAUAUAGAGCUGAUUUUAAAUUA
Molecule: messenger RNA, 1599 nt
Organism: Solanum pennellii
Lineage: Eukaryota; Viridiplantae; Streptophyta; Magnoliopsida; Solanales; Solanaceae
Product: protein MRG1
Exons: 11
Coding region: 139-1092 (317 amino acids)
Biological process (GO): regulation of DNA-templated transcription; chromatin organization
Cellular component (GO): nucleus; histone acetyltransferase complex
Source: RefSeq, a predicted model, not a curated record